Periconia digitata is the source of this 398-nucleotide messenger RNA. The record is from the annotation of a GenBank genome assembly. NCBI's taxonomy places the organism in Eukaryota, Fungi, Ascomycota, Dothideomycetes, Pleosporales, Periconiaceae.
GCAACAAUGGACUACGUCAACAAGCUUACUGGAAGCGGCGAGCAGCAGACUGGACAGCAGCAAGCUUCCUCGUCGGAGAACAAGCAAGAGGGUGGCUUCUUGAGCGGCAUUGGAAACAAGCUCAACAACGCUGCCGGCGGCGGCGCCGAGGGAGAGAAGAACGAGGACAUGCUUGACAAGGGUGUCGACUUUGUGCAAGAGAAAGUCUUGGGUCAAGGUCCUCAGGACAACGAGUCCGCUCUUGAGCAGGCCAAGGACGAGCAGAUCAGCGACUACAUCCGCUCGAGCUACAAGUCCGCCACUGGAAGCGAUGUCCCCAUCAAGGACAAGCCCACCACCUUCGACAAGAACUAAACUACACGACUCACGCAGUUGAGGCGUUGGAACAUGCCACACAU